UCCAUCAGUGUUUAGGUUUAAACUCGCCUGCUCCAGCAUAUGUGUGGGAACAGGGUCAUGUAAUCUUGGCGAGACGAUAUAUGACCCAGGGCAUACAGGCAACUCAGGGCAGGAUGCCAGUCAGUAAGAAGUGUUGAGUGAAGCUCAUCUCAUCCUGGAGCUCGCGAGUGUUCUCCUAAUAUCACUACACGGUGUCCUGAGCUGUCUCAGGAGACGCUGAUAAACCAAACGCCAUGGUGGAAGGACCGGGCUGCGCCUUGAAUGGCGAAAAAAUCCGCGCCAGAGUUCCGAAGGGGCAGAAAGUGUUAGAGAUACGUGGAAGCAGACAGGAUUUCCAGUGCCUCACUGGGAGCGAGUACACGGGAGUGCAGACGCUCGGGAAGGAACUGUUCAUGUAUUUUGGUAGCAGGGCUUUAAGACUGCAUUUUGGGAUGAAUGGGUCCAUUCGUAUAAAUCCCGCGGAGAGGCAUGAUCCAGGGGAGAAACCGCCCGCUCUGUCGAUUCGACUCACCAAGCAUGCAAUCUGUUUCUUUGACUCCACUGUGGAAAUGCGGCUGUCAGAGGACUGUGAGGAGAAGGUGCAGAUCAUGGCAGGUUUGGACGUGUGUUCUCCAGUUUUCAGCCAGUCUCGUGCUGUGGAAGCAGUCUGUAGGGAUACCAGGCACAUGUUGUGUGAUGUACUGCUAGACCAGGCUAUUCUGCCCGGCGUCGGGAACAUCAUCAAAAAUGAAGCACUCCUCAACAGCAGUCUCCAUCCUGCUGUCAAGGUGAAUCAACUGAGAGCAGAGCAUGUUCAGCAUCUGGUGAAGAUGGCAAGGGAUUUCUCACUGCUAUUUUAUCAGUGUAAGAAGAGAGGCUGCCCGCUGUACUGCCACUGUAAGGUGUACAAACGGUCCGUCUGUGGACAGUGCGAUGGAGCUGUCACCGUCUGUCGCCUAGGUGAUCACAGCAGGAUGACGUACUUCUGCCAGCACUGCCAGACUUUAGAUCCAGGUGAAGUUGACAUCAGUAAACUCCAGGGUCAGAGCGCCAUGCUGGGAUGGGCACAUCAGAGGGACGUGGGUGGCCGCGGACACAUCGCCACAAAGGAGGAAGAAGAGUGGACAUGUGACCUUUGCACUCUGAUUAAUCGACCAAUCAGCAGGUCUUGUGAGGCUUGUCUGACCCCUCGACCUGAGAGUCCUGGAGGGUCCAGAGGGGUUUUGCCCUUCCCCAGUGCCCUGAUCCGUUACCCGAGCAACAGCUUUUCCUGCCCCAAGCAGGAACUGAGGCUCCACUGCAGAGCAGCAUUUGGAAAUACCACCCUGGUCCUGACAGACCUGAGCUGUGAACGCGGCCCAACUGAAGCUCCUAGUCCUGCCAGCAACCGACCGAGGAGCCCCCUAGUGGCAGGGGGAGGUGCCAGCAUGCAGCCAGGGAUGCAGCCCACGACGUCUCAGCUCGCCAGACGAGCCUCCCCUGUGUCUCCCAGCCAGCCCAGCAAGAGAAGAAAAACCGAGCCUGGAGAUUUUCGUGUAGGAAUCGUGCCAAACAGUAUCCAGCACUCUUCGAGGAAUGGCAUCCAGGGCCACACUACAGUACCCACAACCCCCUGCUGCACAGCCCAUGGGCGACCCAGCCUCCUGAGGGUAGUCGCUAAGGCUGGAGAGAACCAGGGCAGACAUUUCUACACCUGCUCUCUGCCCAGAGGAACCCAAUGUAACUUCUUCAAGUGGGCAGACCUGCACUUCCCCAAGUGUCACCAUGGCAAGCACACCCUGAUGAGAACGGUCCUGAAACUGGGACCAAAUAAUGGGCGUAACUUUUACGUGUGUCCCCUGAAACGGGGCAAGCAGUGUGACUUCUUCCAGUGGGCGGGGAAUGGCCCCAACAACAACCCUCCCCUUCAGAGUCCAACCAAUCAGCUGCUUACAUGAAAAAAAACUGAUUUGAAUGUUGCACA
This is a messenger RNA of Electrophorus electricus (electric eel), 1942 nucleotides long. It is a transcript of the gene neil3, whose product is annotated as nei-like DNA glycosylase 3. NCBI's taxonomy places the organism in Eukaryota, Metazoa, Chordata, Actinopteri, Gymnotiformes, Gymnotidae. Gene Ontology annotation, cellular component: nucleus. Gene Ontology annotation, biological process: base-excision repair. The record is from RefSeq and is a predicted model, not a curated record. Gene Ontology annotation, molecular function: zinc ion binding; DNA N-glycosylase activity; damaged DNA binding.